Marchantia polymorpha subsp. ruderalis is the source of this 1952-nucleotide messenger RNA. The record is from the annotation of a GenBank genome assembly. Lineage: Eukaryota; Viridiplantae; Streptophyta; Marchantiopsida; Marchantiales; Marchantiaceae.
GAGUGGGAAGGGAAGACCAAUGUUCCAAUGGGCUGACGACAGAUAUGCCCUCAUUCGAUUCGCCUGCUCUUGUUUAGGCGCAGUCAAGUUUGAUCGUGUCUGAUUGUUUGCAUUCGGAAGCAUGAUUUGUUCUAUACCGAGUUCGACGAAUUUCGAUUAAUAGCAAGCGCCCGAAAAGCGCAGACGCCAGGACACUAUGAGAGGAGUAGAUGUGCUCAGGCAUCUGAGCCUACAGCGUUUGCGAGGUGGAGCAGCAGCUGUGACUUCGUCGUCGUCCUCGAUCCCCACAAUGAAUUCUGCUAUGGCUCGGUUCUCUUCCACCGUGGUGCCCGCAAAUGUUUCCUCUCCCGAAGAAGAGAUUUUGGUAGAAGAACGGUAUUGCACCAAGGUAGCAAUUCUGAAUCGACCCGGAAAAUUAAAUGCACUCAACACAACAAUGGUGACUCGAUUAAAAGAGCUUUAUACGAGGUGGGAGAAAGACCACUUUGUGCAUCUGGUUAUCAUCAAAGGAAAUGGCAGAGGUUUCUGUGCUGGAGGAGAUGUAGCCCAGGUAUAUCACUUAGGGAAGGCAGGAAAGAAGGAUGAGGCAUUUGAGUUCUUCAGACAGGAGUAUCUGUUGAAUUACUUGCUUGGUACCUACAAGAAACCCCACGUUGCCUUUCUGAACGGGGUAGUUAUGGGAGGUGGUACUGGGAUUUCAGUCCAUGGAUCUUUCCGUGUUGCGACAGAGAAUUCUAAGUUUGCCAUGCCGGAGACCGCGAUUGGACUUCAUCCCGAUGUAGGUGCUUCAUACUACCUCUCACGGCUGCCGGGCCAUUUAGGAGAGUUCUUGGGUCUUACUGGGACCCGGCUUGAUGGCGCUGACAUGGUUGCUUGCAAUUUGGCUACACAUUUCGUACCCUCGCAUCGGCUAGGCAUGCUCGAAGAACGUCUUGGCUCUCUAAACACCCUAGACCGAGCGGUUAUCAGCAAGGCUAUUGACGAGUUUUGCGAUAUUGUGCAUCUCAACGAGAACAGUCCAUUGCACAGACGGCAAGAAAUCGACAGCUGCUUCGGAAGAAGUUCCAUGGAAGAGAUCAUUCGUACGAUUGAGGCCGGAGUUCAAAGCGGAAAUCCUUGGUUCCAAGAAACUCUUGCUAAGUUGAAGAAGUCAUCUCCAUUGAGCUUGAAAAUCACCCUCAGAUCGGUCAGAGAAGGUAGGAAGCAGCAUUUGUUUCAGUGUUUGCAGCGGGAGUUCAGACUAAGUCUUCAUGCAAUCGAAGGCAAAUUCAGCAACGACUUUGCGGAAGGGUGCAGAGCUGUAUUGGUUGACAAGGAUAAUGCACCAAAGUGGAAUCCGGCAACCUUAGAGCAGGUCACGACGGAACUUGUAGACUACCACUUCUCUCCUGUUGCAGGAGACCUUGGUGAAGAAUUGGAAUUGAGUGUCGAGGCACGGGAGCCAAACUUGAACCGGUCUACCUAUGCACGUCUUUAAAAUAUCAUAUGAAUUUCUUAAAGUUACAUCAGUCACCCAUCAACAAUGAGUGGUCUGUCAAGUAGGCUAAACCUAUGCUUGGUGACAUACAUUAUGCUCGGUAUGUGCUUAGGGGGCUAACAAAUGUUACUGCAUACUCUAGCUCCUCGAGAUGAGUCAAAUGGGUUUCCUAUGUCUUAAAGGCCCCUCCAUUUCUAUGCGGUGACUUGCUCUUCAGAGCGAGGAGGGAAAGGACUGCCUUCAAAGCUUCAGCCCUUCGGGUCACUCCACAAAGUCAGCGUUUGUACUUUUAGGUACAUCACACAAGAACCAUAGUGAUAGAGUGAAGGUUACAGGGACAGAUGCGCUGGUGCAGUGCUAAAUUGACAAAUUAUGAUAGCUUUUCUACCUCUGUUGGUCGGUGAGCAAUAGCUCGUCAUCAUUCGCUGAAUAUUUCAAAAUAUGUUGGUGAGUAAAUUUAUGUAUCAAAUGUAAA